AUGGCGUCAUCACAGCGUUCAUGGUCGUUGUCAUCGCUGCCGCUCGAUAUGAUAGAAGAAAUAUUCCACAGAACUCCGGCUGAAUCUCUACUCCGAUCUAAACCGACGCGCAAGAAAUGGUACGAUCUCAUCAAGAACAAGAGGUUCAUCUACGAACACUUGCGUCGCUCCCCGGGAAGAUCCCGUAGAACCGAUGAGAGACGAUUCCUAAGAAUCGACAAGACGGUACAAAUCAUGGAACCGGUGACAAGAACACGCUCAGAGAAACCGAUCCCACACGAGCUCCAACCACUAGAAAACAUCAAAGCCAUGGUUCACUGCGACGGACUCAUGUUGUGUAUGUGCAGCGACAUGGAAUCAAGAAUCGUCCACCUCGCUCUUUGGAACCCCCUCACGAGGCAUAUCACACUGAUCCAGCCCUCGACACGUUUCACGACUUCUGAUUACUACGGGAUUGGACACGGCGUUAACAAGUAUCGAGAUGGUUACAAGAUCCUUAGGUUUUCUGAUCGCCGUUACGAUAAUCAUCAUCAUCAUCAUCAUUCUGAAGUGGAUUUUGAGAUUUAUUACUGCGAGACGAGUUCUUGGAGAACCCUCGAUGAUGCCAAGGUUGAUUGGAAUGUGGAUUUCACGUGCCAUGGUGUGUCUGUUAUGGGGAACAUGUACUGGCUUGCUCAUAGGGAUGUUGAGGAGGAGGAGGAGCUCGAAAGCUGUAUUCUAGGUUUCGAUUUCACCGCUGAGAAAUUCAUGGACGUAUGCUUUUGUCCUCCCAUUUUUGAUUACAACUACUUGAGCUGUUUCGGUGGAGAUAGAUUGUCUUUGCUACAACAAAAUAACGACGAGCCAAGUCUUAUUGAGGUGUGGGUUUCAAGCAAGUUGGCUGAUGAUGGGGGUGAUGUCUCGUUUACAAAAUAUUUCAGUGUGGUCAGCCCUGAUCUUCCAUGGUUACAUAUCGAAAGAUCAGAAAAUGCUAGUCAUCCGGUGUACUACAUUGCCAAGAACAAACGUAUCAUAGCAUGGUGCGAGGGACUGAUGGAUGACGGUGAUAGACUCCCUGUUUGGAUCAUUCUCUAUGAAAUUGAUGAGGGUGGUGUAAGAAAUCAACUUGAGACAGAGCGACAUUACGAGAAUGACUAUGUUGGCACCUUCCUUUGUGGUUACGUGUAUGUUCCAAGUCUAGUCCCUCUUCCAUGA
Molecule: messenger RNA, 1194 nt
Organism: Brassica oleracea var. oleracea
Lineage: Eukaryota; Viridiplantae; Streptophyta; Magnoliopsida; Brassicales; Brassicaceae
Product: putative F-box only protein 15
Exons: 1
Coding region: 1-1194 (397 amino acids)
Molecular function (GO): protein binding
Source: RefSeq, a predicted model, not a curated record